Molecule: messenger RNA, 2112 nt
Organism: Fusarium vanettenii 77-13-4
Lineage: Eukaryota; Fungi; Ascomycota; Sordariomycetes; Hypocreales; Nectriaceae
Exons: 1
Coding region: 1-2112 (703 amino acids)
Biological process (GO): DNA-templated transcription; positive regulation of transcription by RNA polymerase II
Molecular function (GO): sequence-specific DNA binding; DNA-binding transcription factor activity, RNA polymerase II-specific; zinc ion binding
Source: RefSeq, a predicted model, not a curated record
AUGACUUCCAGCGCGUGCGAUAGAUGCCAUCGGCGCAAGGUCCGCUGCGACAAGCUACAGCCCCAGUGCUCCCCCUGCAGGAGGGCAGACGUGGCAUGUCAGUACGCCGUGAGCGAGCACCAGAUCCGGAGGAGGAACAUUCAGAAGCUUGAGAGGCGUAUUCGCGACUUGCAAGCAAAUAAUGACGCCUUGUCCGCCCAGAUAAGAGAGUCUGAAGCACCACCAGCUGAGAGGGAGGUACCAACACAGAGCUAUGCAACGCCUGCAACACCGUCGCAGCAUGUUGAAAACAGUUCGCCCGGCGAUGGAGAGGUUGCGGAGGAGGUUAUCCAGAUGAGUUUGAUCGCUGGGGGAGGUCAUCACUUUGUUGGAUCUACAAGCGGUCUCCUCCUCGCAAACCUACUCCAAGCACGACCGCAACCAUCCUCCUCUCUCUUGAACGCUUCAGGAUGGAAGCCAAACUCCAUCUCCGGCCUUCACUCUCCGAAAGGAACCUCUGGCCUACCACCAAAGAGCCUCGCUUCCGAACUCCUGAGGGCGUAUUGCAGCCACGAUCACCUCUGCUACCCCUUUGUUUCUACGAAAUCACUCUACCGAUCCUUGGAUGCUGUCUACGAGAGUGAACCUCGCGAAAAGGAUCCCGUCGAUGCGUUUUUUGUGGACAUGACCCUCGCGAUAGGAACGGCUCAAGUUCACAAGUUCAACUGGAAUGGCGUGUACGAUGCGGAAACGCACUACAACCGCGCCAUGGCGAGACUAGCAGACGUGCUCGCCCGAGAUGGCAUCGAGAGGUUACAGGCUUUGCUGCUGAUAUGCCAGUACCGGAUGGGAACGACUUCGAGCAACACCACGACCAGCGUUUGGCAUCUUAUCGGAGUUGCUGCUCGGACGUGUUUGGAGAUGGGUCUUCAUCGAGCGUCUACGUACACAUUGCCCAGCGCAAGUGAUGGCGAUUCAUCGAGUUCUACGGCUAGGGAGGAAGAGAUGGAGACCAAGAGGAGGUGUUUCUGGAGCCUUGUCGCUCUAGAUCGUGUUACAAGCCUUGCUCUAGGUCGACCUCUGGCGAUACAACUCGAAGAUAUCGACGUCGACCUCCCGCCGUGCGCCAACUCGGAUCCCUUACCUCAAGAUCAAGAUGGAAAUCCCUUGUCGUCCGCUCCUUAUGGAACACCUCAAUACCGCGCCGCAACAACCGUAUUUGUCCAUAUUGUUCGCUACCGACUCAUCUGCGGCAAGAUCAUCAACGCAUUACAUCGAAGCACAAAACACACCACAAUCACAAACACCAAUUACGAAGAGAUGCGAGCUGCCUUGGCUCAAGAGCUUCAAGAGUGGCACGCAGAAACGGCGAAUUUACCUCUCGUCAAAGGCGACUCAACAGCAGCAUCACCCGCAAGCGGCUCAAGCUUCCGCUCCGAGGAAUGGUAUCGCCUCCUAUACCACAACGGAAUGCUUAUGCUCUUCCGUCCUUCGCCGUGUCUCUGCGAUGCUUCAACAAAUAGUGUUACUCUUCAGCACAUAUUCGACUCGGCAAGAGAGUCCAUCAACCUCUACGCAAGUCUACAUCGCUCUCGAAAGCUAAACUACUCGUGGAUAACGAUGCACUCUGUCUUCCUAGCGGGAUUAUCCUACAUCUUUGCUCUAAGACAUCACUUCCAAGCGCUCCAAGUUCAAGCUUCGGAACCCACACGAGCACGGCUACAUGCUACACCGACCAUCAAUCAAGUCGUCAAUGAUACGCGCGCAUGCUCCAAGGUUUUAGUAGCAGUCUCCGAGCGAUGGGACUUGGCAAGAAACUGCUCCGAUCUCUUUGACAGACUAAGCGACGCCGUAGUCGCCGAUAUAGUCGACGCUCAAACACCUCCAGCGGUGCAAACUCCACAAGCGACGAGUAACGACGCAAAUGUAGACAUGGUCGAGGCAGUGCCCUUCUCUACAGGACUCUAUCAGCAGACAGCUGGCUUUGCAAACAUGACGGUGGACAGCACGUUUAGGGAUUGUUUUGGAGAUCUACAGAGUCUUGGGUUGGAUGAGUUUCACAAUGAUGCUAUAUCGCAGUUAUCGCAGGAGUGGUUCUUUGGUCUUGGAGAAGACUCUCAUAGGUACUACUAA